Messenger RNA from Elaeis guineensis (African oil palm), 1035 nucleotides. RefSeq lists its product as uncharacterized. Gene Ontology annotation, biological process: peptide biosynthetic process; translational elongation. Gene Ontology annotation, molecular function: translation elongation factor activity. NCBI's taxonomy places the organism in Eukaryota, Viridiplantae, Streptophyta, Magnoliopsida, Arecales, Arecaceae. Gene Ontology annotation, cellular component: cytoplasm. The record is from RefSeq and is a predicted model, not a curated record.
ACGGGGCCUGCGAUGGGGGUGAAGCGAGCCCUUAUCAGCACCGGGGAGCUUUCCACAGUGUUUUUUCCAGGCCUCUGCGAAAGAAAGGGAGGGGGUAGAGAGAGAGAGAGCGAGAGAGGAAUUGGCGGGAAUGGCUUCCCUCCACCUCUCUUCCAACGGUCGCCUCCGCGCUCCCCAAUCUCUGCUUGGAAGCCAUCGCCUGUGCACAUGAGUUCUCGGGUUCUUCACGCAAUGCCCCUGCGCUCCAGAUUCCCCAGGAUCUAUGCUUUCUCCAGCAAUGACAUCAAGGUGGGUUCGAAUAUCGAGGUGGAUGGCGCUCCCUGGAGAGUUCUUGAGUUUCUCCAUGUCAAGCCUGGAAAGGGUGCCGCAUUUGUGAGGACAAAAGUGCGCAAUUAUAUAACAGGCAAUACAGUUGAGAAAACCUUUCGAGCUGGCAGUACGAUACAAGAAGCAAAUGUAGUAAAGGAAGCCAAACAAUUCACAUACAAGGAUGGGACCCAGUUCGUGUUCAUGGACCUGGUGACUUUUGAAGAAUGUCGUUUAAGUGAGAAGGAAGUCGGUGACAAAAAGAAAUGGUUGAAAGAAGGCAUGGAUUGUAAUUUGCUCUUCUGGAAUGGCCGGGUUAUUGAUUUCGAGCUUCCCAUCACAGUUAAGCUAACUGUUGUGGAGGUGGAUCCUGGUGUGAGAGGUGACACUGCACAAGGGGGGUCAAAGCCAGCAAAACUUGACACAGGUGCUGUUGUGAAUGUACCAUUGUUUGUGAGUGCUGGUGAAGAGAUACUAGUGGACACUAGAACUGGCCAAUAUAUGAGCCGGGCAUAGGUGACAUAGCAAUUCUCUCUUUUUCGGCUGAGGUUUCGCUUUGUCAUUUUUUAAUUGAUAUACAAUCAUGUAAUUGAAGGAUUUCUUAAGGGGUUCACAAUUUGGUUGCUUAAACAAUUAUCAGAACAAUUUCAUCAAAAAAUUCAGCAGAACAAGUUGCAUGUUGUAUUUUGCAUCCUAUACAUAUGAAUACCUUUUCGGCUUUCCUACAAA